Molecule: messenger RNA, 1551 nt
Organism: Xyrauchen texanus (razorback sucker)
Lineage: Eukaryota; Metazoa; Chordata; Actinopteri; Cypriniformes; Catostomidae
Product: prostate-associated microseminoprotein-like
Exons: 3
Coding region: 8-385 (125 amino acids)
Source: RefSeq, a predicted model, not a curated record
AAGAGACAUGGAUGUCAUGCUGAGACGCGGUGGAAUAAUUAUCUACAUGGGCUUUUUGGUGUGGACAACAUGUUCAGCAGCACCAAUGCAGUGUCACUUCAACUCUCAAGCUCUGUGUGAGUAUGAAGGGAAGCAGUACUCUAUGGGAGAGAGCUGGAUGGAGCAGGGCUGUGUGCAGUGCACCUGCCUGCACCCCAUGGGAGUGGGAUGCUGCGAGACUGUCCAUCGGCCUGUGGACUUCCCUCCCUGGUGUGAAGUUCGAGUUGAAUCUCUGACUUGUCAGGUCACACUGGUGAUGACAUCUGAUCCUCGUCUGCUCUGCAUUCCUGGAGAAGAGAACAACAUUGACCCAAUACAUGGAGCCAUGAACAUGCUGGCAGGUUAGCGAUGAGGGAUCGCAGAUCACCAGCCUGUCUCACUUUUAUCUGUGAGAUGGGAUAUUACUCCUUCUAUAACACAAUUAUAAUACAAAACUGUAUUCACAAAACAACAAUUUCCAUUUAAGCUGCCAAAAUUUGCUGUUAAAGGAAGCAAGGAAGUAAUCUGGCAGGUACAGCUUGAGUCCUGUGUUUGAAUGAUGUAUUGAAGCGAAGGUCAAUUAAAUAAUCUUUACAUUUUUAUUGAAGGUUGUGUAUGAAUGUGUUCAUAUUCUAACAUGUUAUUAUUAAGUAAUUACAUCAAUAUAACAAAAGUUAUUAGCAUUGCUUGUCCUUUCUUUGUCUUUUACAGUCUGAUUUUUACUUCCAUACUAGGGUGACAACCCUCUGCUUCAACACCUCAAUUGUCUAGAUGUCUCUGAAAACAAACCCAUUAGGAAGCAUAAGCUUCACUACAACCUGAAAUAAUUUGAGAAGAAAGCUUGCUAAGAUUGAUAAUUUUAGGCAACAUUGCCAAAGCUUUUCCUUCAUUUAUACACUAUUGUAAAUAAACAUCUUAAAGUUUAGUAAUAUAUGUAACUGUUAAUCUCAUUUGUUCCUUAUGUUACAAUGUUUACUCAAAUAAAGAUGUAUAGAAAAAGGCUGCUCAGAGAUUUUUACAUGCAAAAUAGCCUGAAAUAGAGUAAUUCAUAUAAAAUAGAAACUGUUUUUAAUUAUGGUUUAAAGCAUAAGACUAACAUAUACAAUAAAUAUAUAAAUUUUUACGUUAUAUGAGAUAAUGAAGCCUUUUUGUCAAGGUUGAAAUGUUAAUAAGUUGCUUAAAUAAAUAAUUAUGACCUCAAUGCACUGUAAAACAUAAAAAUGAAUAAAAUAUCUCCAAAUAUAAGCUACCUUUUAAUAUGGAACAAAUGGCUAAAAAAAUCUUUAGUUUUAUGAUCUCACAACAUAAACACACACAACUCAAAUGUUUAUGCUGUUUGUCCCUGUGAACUGGGAAACAUAUGAAGCUAGCGUUGGAUUGGUGGGGAGCACUUUGAUUGGCAGGUCCCAACUGAAGGUGUCCACAUCCACAUGCUCUGCCCCUGUCCAGAUGGUGACCUCUGACUUAUUCUGCAGAACCACAGGUGCCUCCACCGGCUCCCUCGCUGUGACAAACUCAAAAUGAAGACGCCAA